AUGGAACUGCAGGAUGGAGAUGUUAGCAUCUGGGUGAGAAUCCACCACGAGUUGGGAGGCCUCCGGGAGGGUUGUGGGUUUGCAAACACAGAUUUUUUCAAUCCGGAGCGAGAUUCACGCACUGUGCGAGAUCCAGAACCAAGGGAGAGAGAUUUUUUCAAUCCAGAGCACCAUACAGAGCUGAAGGAAGAAGAUGGUUUCAAUCCAGAGCAGGAAUCGGAGACUCAACGAGACCCAGAGCCAGAGGAGAAAGAUGGUUUCAAUCCAGAGCCCGAUCCGCAGCUGGAGAAGGAAGACGGUUCAAAUCCAGAGAAGGAAUCAGACAUUGAGUCAGACCCGGAGACGGGUGGUUCCGAUUUGGAGCAGGAAUCAGAGACUCGCCGAGACCCAGAGCCCGAGGAGGAAGAUGGUUCACAUCCAGCACCCGAUCAAGAGCCCGAGGAGGAAGAUGGUUCACCUCCAGAACCCGAUCAAGAGCCCGAGGAGGAAGGUGGCUCAAAUCCAGAGACGGAACCAGACCCUGAGCCAGAAGGUUCAAAUUCAGAGCAGGAAUCGGAUACUCAGUGAGACCUAGACCCUGGUGGGAAAAAAAAAACUCUCUCAAAAGGUACGUCCUCAUAGGUGAUUCAUUCUAUAUCCACAGAGUCCACUUAUGACUGCCAUGGGCUGCCCUUAGUGUUUCAACCGCUUAAAACCAUUAAUUCACUCCAAGAGGCCACCGAUGGAGAAGAGCAAUUCCCUCGCUGUUGCCAGGACUGCGUUGUUAACUAGAAGGGAGAUCCCUGUGUAGCACUGUGCAUGAUCAUCGCAGCACCGCGAUUUCUUCAUCCAUCGGGACAUG
This is a messenger RNA of Terrapene triunguis (Three-toed box turtle), 841 nucleotides long. RefSeq names its product protein TsetseEP-like. The record is from RefSeq and is a predicted model, not a curated record. Bases 1 to 567 code for a protein of 188 amino acids. Lineage: Eukaryota; Metazoa; Chordata; Testudines; Emydidae. The transcript has 2 exons.